This is a messenger RNA of Sebastes umbrosus (honeycomb rockfish), 800 nucleotides long. RefSeq names its product Fanconi anemia group A protein homolog. Lineage: Eukaryota; Metazoa; Chordata; Actinopteri; Perciformes; Sebastidae. The record is from RefSeq and is a predicted model, not a curated record. The coding region runs from base 101 to 499 and encodes 132 amino acids. Gene Ontology annotation, cellular component: Fanconi anaemia nuclear complex. Gene Ontology annotation, biological process: interstrand cross-link repair. The transcript has 5 exons.
UACAAAUAUAUGCACCGACCUUCUGUUUGUAUUAGUGGACUCUGCUGACUGGCUGCUCAUCUUUAAAUCAAACGAACGAGUUGUAUACCAGUCGAUCACCAUGGUGACAUCAGAUGAGUUUACCCGACUGAUACCUUGGGCCUUCUACAGCUUGCUGCUCCAGCAGAGUGCUGAGCUGCUAAGGAGAGCUGUGUGUUGUCCAGGGUUCCUCCAUACUGCUGUCCUCUGCUACAUCAGUCUACUGCAGCUUUUCCUGGAAGGACACACACUCACACCGGCCACUGAACCCUCUGACAGUCAGAUGGAGCCUUUCCAGAUCCUGAGCCACACCAAGCAGUUUCUUUUGAGAGCGAUCUCGCAGACGUCUCCAACUGCUCUGUCCGCCAGCCAACUCAGACAGCUGGAGUCCCAGUGUGCAGACCUGGACUCAGAGGUGGCAGCAGCUCUCUCUGGACACUUGGACCGUCACAGCCUCAGCCCAGAGAUGGACUUCCUCUGAAAAGCUGCUGAAUGACAGUCUGGAAGAGAAGCUGUCCGACUAUCCAACCCAACUCUACAUCUAACAGAAACACUGUUCAGAUUUGACCAGUUAAGUCUAUACUAAAUACUCUCAGCUUUGUAAAAAAAACAUUUUAUUUAUGUUGUUUUAAACAUAAUGCACGCAGGACUUUAUUUUACACGUGGACAUCUGAAGCCCUUUUCACUGUUUACAAUACAGAUAUAAACUCUUAAAGAGUACUUAGCAUUGUAAUAACUUAAUAAAAAUCAGUGACAUAAUAAAAACUGAACUGAAUCAUCAA